AUGGCGCGCAUAUCACCCGCCUCUCGAUUUCAACUUGCGCAAGCCUUGCGCCCGCGCCGCGUCCCUGGUGCACAACAGCAACGGUUCGCCUCGGGCACGCCUGGCGGGAACUUGAACUCGGCGGAGGCGCAGAAAAGGGCCCAAGAUGCGAUGGCCAUUGUGCAGAAGCGUCUAGGCGAGGCUGUCGAGAUGGGCAAGAAGGUGUUGGGGCCUGUUGGGGAGAAAGCAGGGAACAUGCUCGGAGCUUACCGCCAACCUCUCACGUACAACUUCUCUGUCGCGCGCGAGUUCCUGAAACAGGUUUACGUCGCUGAGCGUUUGCAGCCACCAACGUCUAUGUCGACCGUCACGAGCGCGUACUCGACACUCUGGUCGCGCGCGAGCAAUCCGGCCUACUGGCGUGAACUCGUGCGGUCAGGCGACUGGGCAAAAGUCGGCAUAUACGCAGUCGAAGCGUAUGGUAUCUUCAAGCCCCUUUGCUUUCCGCACACCCACCCUUUCCUCUCUCUCGUCGCCGCCAUGAACAACGACUCCGUCUCUAUCUCUCGUGCGACCUCUGUGUCGCGUGGCAGCAAGCAUGGCUCCUCUGUGUCCCGCAGCCAGUCGCUCAUCAAAAAGUCCAUUGCCCCUCACGACCUCCGCCCCUCCGACAUUCUUAUCGAACGUUUUACAGCUUGGAAGAUCAUUGUCAAGCAGCUCAUCGCCUAUUUCGAGGGCAUUGCGGAUAUCGAGAACAAUGUCGCGAGGGAAAUGACCAAACUGGCCGGCGUCGUCCAGGUCCCUUUCCGCUCUGGCAAUCAGUUUUUAGGAGAGGGUGGAUUACAAGACAUAUAUUAUGGCAUUAGAGACAAGACUCGUGCUAUUGCAGACCAGCACGCAAACCUUGGUCGUACUGUAGAUGGCUCCAUUGUUCAGCAUCUCCAGAAAUUACGCGUGGAGAUCAAGGCUCACAUCAAGAAUAUUCAAAACGAUACCGGAAAGCUCGCUACGGCUGUCGCAAAGGAACGUGAAUUAUCCGCAAAGCUCAUCGGUGACUUAGGAACGGACAUAUCUAUCCUCAAGAACACACCUCUGAGUGUUACCGCAAAGUCCGACCCAUAUGUUGCAAACCAGUCCGUCUCUCGCCAGCUUCUCAAGCAGGUUCACACCGAGAAUGCUCUACAGAAGUCGCUUCUACUCACCCAGUCUUCCUCUGCUGUCUUCGAAGCAUCUCUCAUCCAGGCACUACAGUCAGCUUGGGCGACUUUUGCCGAAUGGCGUACUCGUAUGGACAACAAUCUCCGAGACACUUGGAAUACGCUCGAGCGGGAUAUGGCUGCGCUGCCCCCGGACCGCGAGUGGAUUGCGUUUGCCGCACGCGAGGACCAUCUCGUGGACCCAGAGACCCCUUUGCGAGAUCCGCAGAAUAUCAAUUACCCAUCAAAAGAGGAUCCUUCUGUUAUUGCUGUUCACACUGGACUUCUGGAGCGGAAGAAGCGUUACACGCGCACUUAUCGCGAAGGCUAUUAUGUCCUUACUCCUGCAGGCUUCCUGCACGAAUACUCGUCUUCCGACCCUGCUCUGGCGGACAAGCCUUCUUACAGCCUCUUCCUCCCAAUGUGUACCCUCGGACCACCAAGCUCACCCUCAGUGAAGAGCCACAAAUUCCACAUCGAGGAGCGUAAGGAUGGCACAGGUACUGUGCGCACGGGCUCGCUGCGCGGCUUGACGAGUUCGUUCACCGGUCGUGGCGCUGGAGGUAGCGGACGGGCGUGGACGUUCCGGGGUCGCUCUCAUGAAGAUAUGAUGGAGUGGUGGAACGACGUCCGGAUGUUAUGCGCACGCUACCUGGUUGCGAGUGAACAGAUGGAACGCAGUGGACCAGUUGCCGCAGCCGUACGCGCAGCAGGUUAUGCGAGUGAAGAGGAGGAGGAAGAAGAAGAGGGAUCGAGCGUAGAGGAGGAGCAGGAGGACGAGGAGGUAUAUGAGCAGGCACCGGAAAUGGGGGAGGGGGAGGAGGAAGAGGAGGGUGGGCCCCCUGGAUACCCGCAUAAGGCGCGAGAUGCGGAAUACGGAGCGGAUGGAUAUACGGCGGACAAAAAGCCCCGGAGGAACGGCGAUGAGAACGGUAUACUCGACGAAGGCGCUGAUAUCGCCCGCAAGCCCAGCAGGCGGCAACAGGAUAAAGCGCCCGAAGGCCGAGUUCCUCACGCCGCCCCAGAGGAAGAUCACGAACAUACUGACUCGGAGGAUAUUGGGGAUACACACCCAGGUGCUCCUGCUGAGAGCCGAUUCACGGAGGGCUUGUGA
Messenger RNA from Fibroporia radiculosa, 2289 nucleotides. RefSeq lists its product as uncharacterized. Lineage: Eukaryota; Fungi; Basidiomycota; Agaricomycetes; Polyporales; Fibroporiaceae. The transcript has 6 exons. The record is from RefSeq and is a predicted model, not a curated record. The coding region runs from base 1 to 2289 and encodes 762 amino acids.